Molecule: messenger RNA, 354 nt
Organism: Colletotrichum truncatum
Lineage: Eukaryota; Fungi; Ascomycota; Sordariomycetes; Glomerellales; Glomerellaceae
Product: vesicle-associated membrane protein 4
Biological process (GO): vesicle fusion; vesicle-mediated transport
Cellular component (GO): SNARE complex; plasma membrane
Molecular function (GO): syntaxin binding; SNAP receptor activity
Source: RefSeq, a predicted model, not a curated record
AUGCCCGAAGACGCCCCCUACGACCCUUACAUCCCCAGCGGCCAGGCCGCGCCUCAACAGCAAGGUGCUGGCGGCAACGCGAGGACACAAGCCUUGCAAGCUCAAAUCGAUGACACCGUUGGUGUGAUGCGUGAGAACAUCAACAAGGUCUCCCAAAGAGGCGAGCGUCUCGAUGCUCUGCAAGACAAGACGGACAACCUGGCGGUUUCGGCUCAGGGGUUCCGUCGGGGCGCCAACCGCGUCCGUAAGCAGAUGUGGUGGAAGGACGUCAAGAUGCGCAUGUGCUUGAUUGCCGGCAUCAUCAUCCUCAUCCUCAUCAUUGUCAUUCCAGCGGUUGUUGCUACCCGCAAGUAA